Molecule: messenger RNA, 2484 nt
Organism: Pochonia chlamydosporia 170
Lineage: Eukaryota; Fungi; Ascomycota; Sordariomycetes; Hypocreales; Clavicipitaceae
Product: C6 transcription factor
Exons: 3
Coding region: 1-2484 (827 amino acids)
Biological process (GO): regulation of DNA-templated transcription; DNA-templated transcription
Cellular component (GO): nucleus
Molecular function (GO): DNA binding; DNA-binding transcription factor activity, RNA polymerase II-specific; zinc ion binding
Source: RefSeq, a predicted model, not a curated record
AUGCAGCACGGCUCUGGCGGAGUCAAGGGACCAUCACCAUCAUCCACUUCAGCUUCAGCUGCCCCCUCGGUCAUUGCACGUCAACAGCCCGAGCUUGACAGCGACUCCCACAGCGAUGACGAGCAUGACAACGAUGGCUCUACUCACACUGGCAAGCGCAAGCGACCUACCUCAGUUUCAUGCGAGCUCUGCAAACAAAGAAAGGUGAAAUGUGACCGCGGACAGCCGUCCUGCGGAUGGUGCGCUCGCAAUGGGGCGAUUUGCGAAUACAAGGAGCGAAGGCGUCCCGGGCUGAGAGCUGGCUUUGGCAAGGAGCUCCAAGAGCGAAUGGACAAGCUUGAGGCUAUCUUGCAGUCUCAUUCUGAGAUAAUUCAAAAUGCGCUUGCCUCAAAUCCACAGCUGAAUGUUGCGGCGAGCAUGCGGAACAGCAAUCCCAGUCUACCAAGUGAUCAAGGUACGCCAAGAGAUGCCUCAUCUCACAUAUACCGAACCUCAGAACCCAUUACCACGCCACAAGGAGAUAAUAGCAUGUUUGUUCAAAAGACAUCAAGCUUCACCCCGACAUCACAAAAUGUCGAUUUCAAUGCGCCUCAGCAUCCAGGUAUGCCUGAUAGCUUCCACCAUCAAGGCUCAAUGGGAGGGCUAUCCGCGCCGCAGCAGAUACCACCCAUUCAAUCUUCUGCACCAGGAGGACAAGCAUAUUAUCAAAAUCAGGCUCCAAUGCAAUCACCAUCUGGCCACCUGGCACAAGCAGCGGGGUCAACACCACCUGACCAAGACAUGCCUCCCUACGAUCUUCUCUACGCUCUCGUCGACCUUUACUUCAAGCAUAUCAACACGUGGUGCCCAAUCCUCCACCGAAAAACCACACUCGACUCACUAUUUGGGCCAUCAACACUUCAGGAGACUGAUAGAAUUCUCCUGCAUGCCAUUGUGGCGACGACGAUGCGCUACUCUUCCGACCCGAGGCUUACUGAUGAGCGGCGGGAGCAUUAUCACAAAGCAUGCAAAGAACGUGUACUGCUUUACGGCAUGGAGAACACAUCUGUCAAAUCCCUUCAGGCACUGGUUAUAAUCGCGCUUGAUCUUGUUGGCAGCAGCAACGGCCCACCAGGCUGGAACAUUUUGGCACUAAUUACACGAUCUGUGGUGCAGCUUGGGUUGGCAGUCGAGAGCAACUCAUUUACGGUCUCACCAAGCUACACGUCUAUAUAUACCUUGCGGGCAAUGAUUCUCCCGGAACCAAAAGACUUCAUCGACGACGAAUCACGACGACGAUUGUUUUGGAUGAUCUAUCUUCUCGAUAGAUAUGCGACAAUUGCUACUGCAUUCGAGUUCGCCUUGGCUGACAAGGAAAUUGACCGAACGUUGCCGUGCCGCGACGACCUGUGGAUGCGAAAUCAAAGGGUAGAUACCAAAUGGUUCAAGGCUAGGGAGCACCAUGGGGAGCUACCUGCGCAAGAGAUUUGCAAGCCGGAAAACCUUGGAGCCUUUGCGUACUAUAUCGAGAUCCUGGGCAUCUUGUCCAAGAUCCACACCUUCCUCAAGCAGCCUGUUGACAUUAGUGCUUUAGGUGACGUUGAGCAAUGGCAGCUGCGAUACAAGGAACUAGAUAAUUUGUUGACGUCAUGGAGAUUUGGACUGCCUCCCGAGUUUGGCAACAUGACGAAGUUGUUCCAAGCGCCAAACAAGAACCUGAAUUGCGUUUUGGUGAUGCUCCAUGCCACAUACCACACUGCAGUGAUUCGAUUACAUUCGUCGGCGGCAUAUCCCACGACGCGGUCACCCAUCUUCACUCCGUCAUAUAGCGCUUCGCAAAGAUGCCAUGGCGCGGUUGAGAAUAUUGCUGCUUUGGGAGAAUUUGUGGUUCAGAAUGGUCUCAUUAGCAAGCUGGGACCGCCUUUUGCCUGGACUAUAUGGGUAUCGGCAAGGCUUUUGCUCGUGCACGGUUCUACAGUUGAGCAUAAGUUGGCACCGCAAAUCAGCUUCUUUGUUGACACUCUGAGAGAAAUGGGUCGAUACUGGCCGGUGGCGGCGAGAUACUGUGGACUUCUUCAGCGGGUGCUUGACGAGCAUCGCGAUAGUGAGCAAAAGGGGGACGGAGUCACCCCGAGCUCGGUGAAAAUCUUGGCGGACAUGCGACGAACGGCCUUCGACCUUGACUUCUUGAUAUCUCGGCAGCCAAGGCACGGGGCUGGUCCCACGGCAAUGAGCCGAUUACCUAGUGUCACACCGUCCAGGACACCAGCACCAAAUGAGUUGGAAUACCUGGAUGUGUUUGACUUUUUCAAUGUCCCUCGCCUGCCAUUUGGAGGUGAGAACUUUUCGGGUGCGCAGACUUUGGGGCCUGACACUGGGAUGGAUACACAAAAUGGCCAGGCUCAAAUGGCGCCAAAUGAAUUUAAUAUUACGAAUUUCAUGAUGGAUGCCAAUAGCGAUUGGCUAUUUAAGCAGGAUGGAGGCAAGUUCAUGGCUACGGGGUAG